This is a messenger RNA of Adineta steineri, 1665 nucleotides long. Lineage: Eukaryota; Metazoa; Rotifera; Eurotatoria; Adinetida; Adinetidae. The record is from the annotation of a GenBank genome assembly.
AUGGUAGUACAUCUUGGUGGUCUUGCGGCCGUUGUAGUUUUUUAUGUUCUAAUAUUACUUGUUGGAAUAUGGGCUGGAAGAAAACAAAAAUCAUCGGAAAAAUCACCUGAUACUGAAGAAAUAAUGUUGGCAGGGAGGAAUAUUGGUUUACUGGUUGGAAUAUUUACAAUGACAGCAACAUGGGUUGGUGGAGCAUAUAUAAAUGGAACAGCUGAACAAGUUUUUUCUACAGGUCUUUUUUCAUGUCAAGCUCCAUUAGGUUAUGCAACUAGUUUAGUUGUUGGUGGAUUAUUAUUUGCACGACCCAUGCGUGAUGCUGGAUAUGUUACAAUGCUUGAUCCAUUUCAACGUAAAUAUGGUCAACGAAUGGGUGGAUUAUUAUUUAUACCAGCUCUAUUAGGAGAAGUAUUCUGGUCAGCAGCGAUUCUAUCGGCAUUAGGAGCAACAAUUAGUGUAAUUUUUACGGAUGUUUCAAUGACAGCAUCGAUUAUUAUUUCAGCAAUUGUGGUUAUAAUUUAUACACUUUUUGGUGGAUUAUAUUCGGUCGCUUAUACAGAUGUUGUUCAACUUGGAUUUAUUUUUGUUGGUCUAUGGGUUGCUGUUCCAUUUGCAAUGCAACAUGAAGGUGUUGGUGAUAUCUUUGCAACAUGGCCAGAAUGGCGUGGACAUAUUGAUAAAUCACGUAUAGUUGAAUGGAUUGAUAGUAUGUUAUUAUUAAUCUUUGGUGGAAUACCAUGGCAGGUCUAUUUUCAACGUGUUCUCUCAGCUAAAUCAGCUAAAAAGGCUAUGUAUCUAUCAUUUUGUGCUGCUGUUGGUUGUAUUGUUUUAGCAAUGCCACCUGUAUUGAUUGGAGCUAUUGCAAAAUCAACUAAUUGGUCUAUGACAGAUUAUGAUAUAAAUAAAGAUAUAACAUCGCCUGAAGCAACUAAAUUAAUUUUACCAUUAGUUCUUCUACAUUUAUGUCCAAAAUUUAUUGCAUUUAUUGGUUUAGGUGCUGUUUCAGCUGCUGUUAUGUCUAGUGCUGAUUCGAGUGUACUUAGUGCUAGUUCAAUGUUUGCUCGAAAUGUCUGGAAACUUGUUUUCCGUGGUCAAGCAUCGGAACGUGAAGUUUUACUUGUAAUGCGUAUUGGAAUAUUUCUUGUUGGAAUUGGAGCUGCUGCUAUAGGUAUAAUGGUAUCAUCAAUUUAUGUUCUUUGGUAUUUAUGUUCGGAUCUUGUUUAUGUCAUACUUUUUCCACAAUUACUCUGUGUUAUCUAUGUUUCACAUACAAAUACAUAUGGUUCAUUAUCAGCAUAUAUAAUUGGUUUUCUCGUACGUAUUCUUGUUGGUGAACCAUCAUUAGGUAUACCAGCAGUUAUUCAUUUUGGUCCAUAUAUACCACCAAAAACAUUAUGUAUGCUUAUAUGUCUUGCAACAACAUUAAUUGUUUCUCAAAUAGCUAAAAGUCUUUUUGAAAAACGUAUUUUAUCACCAUCCUAUGAUAUAUUUCAUUGUCUUGUUGACAUACCAAGUGAAAUCUUACCAUUAAAAGAAAGUACAACAACAGAUGAAUUACAUUAUCGAAUUAUUAAACCAACAACAGGACAACAAUAUUUAACUGAACCAGCAAUGAUGAUUAAUAAUUCAUUUUCACAAAGUCAAGAAGGUUUAAGUGCUUAUGAUUAA